This is a messenger RNA of Lagenorhynchus albirostris (white-beaked dolphin), 2832 nucleotides long. It is a transcript of the gene NPY1R, whose product is annotated as neuropeptide Y receptor Y1. The transcript is spliced from 3 exons. Bases 379 to 1530 code for a protein of 383 amino acids. Gene Ontology annotation, molecular function: neuropeptide Y receptor activity; neuropeptide binding. Gene Ontology annotation, biological process: G protein-coupled receptor signaling pathway. Gene Ontology annotation, cellular component: neuron projection; plasma membrane. The record is from RefSeq and is a predicted model, not a curated record. NCBI's taxonomy places the organism in Eukaryota, Metazoa, Chordata, Mammalia, Artiodactyla, Delphinidae.
CACCGAAUUCCCGGGAAGGAGUGCGGGGGUCUGCGGCGCCGCCCGGGGGUUGUCACGUGGCCGAGACGAGGUGGAGCUCCGCUUCAAGGGCGGCUCUUCCCCUCCCCACCAACCUUUAGGCUUUGAGCCGGAGAAACACCCGCGAGCUUUCCUUCCCGCUCCGCUCCCUUCCACGACCGCCCUUCCCGCUUUAAUCAUCGGGCUAAAAGACGGAUCCGGCAGAGAGGGUUGUUCAGUUCAAGGGAAUGAAGAAUUCAGAAUAAUUUUGAGAAAUGGAUUCCAAUAUGGAGAAUAAAAAUAAGUUGAGUCUUUGAUCUGCUUUGAGGAAACAUAUUGUCCAUUUGUCUAAAGUCAUCUGUAAUAGCCAAACGAGUCAAAAUGAAUUCAACGUUAUUUUCCCAGGUAGAAAAUCAUUCAAUCUAUUAUAAUUUUUCAGAGAAGAAUUCCCAGUUUUUGGCUUUCGAAAAUGACGAUUGUCAUCUGCCCUUGGCCAUGAUAUUCACGUUAGCUCUUGCCUAUGGAGCUGUGAUCAUUCUUGGGGUCUCUGGAAACCUGGCCUUGAUCAUCAUCAUCUUGAAACAAAAGGAGUUGAGAAAUGUCACCAACAUCCUGAUUGUGAACCUUUCCUUCUCAGACUUGCUUGUUGCUAUCAUGUGUCUCCCCUUCACGUUUGUCUACACGUUGAUGGACCACUGGGUUUUUGGUGAGGCAAUGUGCAAGUUGAACCCUUUCGUACAGUGUGUUUCCAUCACUGUGUCUAUCUUCUCUCUGGUCCUCAUUGCCGUGGAACGGCAUCAGCUGAUCAUCAAUCCACGGGGCUGGAGACCAAGUAAUAGACAUGCUUACGUAGGCAUUGCUGUCAUCUGGGUCCUUGCUGUGGCUUCUUCUCUGCCCUUCCUGAUCUACCAAGUAUUGACGGAUGAACCGUUCCAGAAUGUGACCCUUGAUGCGUUCAAGGACAAGUACGUCUGCUUUGAUAAAUUUCCAUCAGACUCUCACCGGUUGUCUUACACCACUCUUCUCUUGGUGCUGCAGUAUUUUGGCCCACUCUGUUUUAUAUUUAUUUGCUACUUCAAGAUAUAUAUACGCUUAAAAAGAAGAAACAACAUGAUGGACAAGAUGAGAGACAGUAAGUACAGGUCCAGCGAAACCAAAAGAAUCAACGUCAUGCUGCUGUCCAUCGUGGUGGCGUUUGCGGUCUGCUGGCUGCCGCUCACCAUCUUCAACACUGUGUUCGACUGGAAUCAUCAGAUCAUUGCUACGUGCAACCAUAAUCUGUUAUUCCUGCUCUGCCACCUCACAGCCAUGAUCUCCACCUGUGUCAACCCCAUAUUUUAUGGCUUCCUGAACAAAAACUUCCAGAGAGACCUGCAGUUCUUCUUUAACUUUUGUGAUUUCCGGUCUCAGGAUGACGACUACGAGACCAUCGCCAUGUCCACCAUUCACACGGAUGUUUCUAAGACGUCUCUGAAGCAACCAAGCCCAGUCAUGCUUAAAAAGAUCCACAGUGAUGAUAAUGAAACAAUCUGAACCUGCCGUAGCAUUUGGUCCCAGGUGACAUCUGCUUAAAACCAAGCACAACCUGCAAAGACUUUAAUUCCCUGUUCUCCCAAGGAAUAGGGUUGAAAUCAUUGAAGAAAGAUCAAGAUUUUCUUGUCUUGCUUUUUACUGCUUUUGUAGUAGCUGUCAUAAUUAUAUUUGCAACAAAACGUGUGGGCUUUGGAAUCUUCUGGUGAUGGUUUUGACCAGAUAUCUUUGAAGUGCUUUUUUGUAAACUUAUGCAUAGAAUAGAAAGGCUUUUAUAUUGUAUUUAUUAGAAGGAAAUUUCUUUAAAGUAUUACUGUUCACUGACUUCAGAAGCACUACACCUGAUGCUCUCGCUUGAUUGGGCCAUCCUUGUUCGAUGAGAUCGUCAGUAGAUUGGGCAGUCCUGUGUAAGGCUAGGUGUCAAGCUUCAGCCUGUUACAGAGGUGAUGGCAUGCAAAAGCAGCAUUCAGGGUGUGAGCUAAAAGAGAGUCUGUGUCCUCUAUGCCUAGUCUGAAGUCAUUCAAAAGUGAUUUGCAUUUUUUUGAAAGUUUAAGACAGGAUUUCAUUUGCUCCUAAUUGAUUAUCACGUAAGAUAAAAAAUACAUUUAAAAAUACUUCUCAGCUGUGAAUAUCUUGGGGAAUUGGGCCACCCACAAGGAUUAAGUGGGACAGCAGUUCCCUAACUUUAAAACUAUUUUGGUACCUGACAACCAAAUGAUUUCGGAGCAGUUCGUUUAACAAGUAAGUUAGUAUUGCUGCAUAUGGUUGGAUUAUAUUUAUUUGAAUUGAAGGUCAAGAGGCUUUCCAUUCUUCACAGACUGUUCAGUGUUUGUCAAGCUUCCUAGCAUAAAUACACACGUAAUUCAGAGGCAUUUAUUUCCAGCUUACAAUAUAUAUAACCACAAAGUGUAUUUUCUAUACAUCAGUGCCUAUAUACUAACUCAUUUUUAACUUUCAAUGUCCAUCUUUCAAAGGACACCAAGGUACAGUGUUGAAAGAAUGUCCACCCUGGGUAGCAGGGGUAAAUACAGGAAAACUGAGGACACCUCACGUAGCUCAUCUUAACUUGUGUGAACUGUGUGCCUGUGGAAUCUUACCAAUCAUGCACUAUGUACUGAGGGGUUGUGUCAUGUUAAUAUACUUCAUUUCAUGUACCCUGUAAUCAUGAUUGAGCCUCAGAAUCAUUGGGAGGGAAGAUAUUUUAAAGAACAAGACAUAUCUUUGAUGUAUUAUACAGACAUAGUAUUAAAUGUGUUUGAUUUUAGAAGGGCAGACAUUUUCUUUAUUAAAAUUGUUUCUGCUUUU